Messenger RNA from Ochlerotatus camptorhynchus, 1088 nucleotides. RefSeq names its product tRNA methyltransferase 10 homolog A. NCBI's taxonomy places the organism in Eukaryota, Metazoa, Arthropoda, Insecta, Diptera, Culicidae. The record is from RefSeq and is a predicted model, not a curated record. Bases 73 to 1038 code for a protein of 321 amino acids. Gene Ontology annotation, cellular component: nucleoplasm; nucleus. The transcript has 2 exons. Gene Ontology annotation, molecular function: methyltransferase activity; tRNA binding. Gene Ontology annotation, biological process: tRNA N1-guanine methylation.
GGCUGGCAAUUCACGUGUAAAGUUGAAAUAUUACGAUUUUUUUUAUUAAUUUAUUCAACAAAAAUAUUAGAAAUGAGCGGUGAUAGUAAGGAGGACACCUCACCCACUACCGAUGCUGUAGCACAGGAGCAAUCCAAUCCGCCAGAUGUGCCAGAAUCGACUCUGGCCGAUGGUGAACCCAUGUCCAAACGGCAGCGCAAGAAGCUUCUGAAAGUGCAGCAAUGGGAAGUCAAGAAAAAGGAAAAACGACUCAAGGAGAAGGAAAAAAAUAAACAACGAAAACUGGAAGCAAUCAAAGCCGGCCUACCGACCCGAAACGGUCCCAGCCGGAAGGAACUGAAACGGAACAAGAUCGACUACACCAAGUCGGACAUUACAGUUGUGGUGGAUCUGAGCUUCGAUGGGAUGAUGAUCGAUAAGGAUGUGGCCAAAUGCGUCAAGCAGCUGUUGCGUAUCUACACGAUGAAUCGGCGAUCGGAGAAACCGAUUCCGCUACAUUUCACCGGGAUUCAGCAGGGAGGAGCAGUGGAGAAGCAUCUGAAACGGAACGAUGGCUACCAGCACUGGGAUGUUAAGUUUAGCAGCCAGCCGUUUGUGGAUCUCUUCGACCGGGACAAACUGGUUUACCUGACAAGCGAGUCGGACAACGUGUUGGAUACGUUGGAGAAGGAUCAUGUGUACGUGAUCGGUGGGCUGGUGGAUCACAAUCAAUACAAAGGUCAUUGCCACGGGCUGGCAAGCGAGAUGGGCAUCCGGCACGCUCGGUUGCCUCUGAGCGAGCACAUUGUCAUUAAGACUCGGACGAUUCUGACCAUUAACCAAGUGUUUGAAAUUUUGAUGAAAAUUCAACUAGGCGAAAAGUGGCAAGAAACACUAAUGGAGGUGCUACCAAUGAGGAAAGGUGCGAAGCCGAAGGAAUUGGAAAAAUCAUCGGCCCAAGAUGAUUCGACAGAAAAAAGUGAUACAGUUGUAACUGCUGAUAAGAAGGAAGAGGAACCUAACGACAGUGCUAACUCAUCAGAAGACAGCGCGAGCUAGCAGAAUUCUUUCGCUUUACCAUGGCAAAACUUGGUAUAAUAAAAUAAACC